Molecule: messenger RNA, 2121 nt
Organism: Chaetomium strumarium
Lineage: Eukaryota; Fungi; Ascomycota; Sordariomycetes; Sordariales; Chaetomiaceae
Product: major facilitator superfamily domain-containing protein
Exons: 2
Coding region: 1-2121 (706 amino acids)
Biological process (GO): transmembrane transport
Cellular component (GO): membrane
Molecular function (GO): transmembrane transporter activity
Source: RefSeq, a predicted model, not a curated record
AUGGCCGGCCUCCUUCGGCAUCACCACCGCCACGAUCCCCCCUUGGGCGAGAUACCGGUCCCGCACGGCCCCGUCACAGGCGCAGAACAUGAGCACUACCCAGCCAGGCCCGGCGCCUCGGACCAGGAGCGUGACAUCUUCGGCUACUUGACCCACCCGGACGACUGCUACACCGAGGAUGGCGUGUACUGGGCCGACCUUCCGUUGAGGAAACGCAUCGCCUUCGUCAACAAGGUUCAGAACGAGGAGGCGAAGAAGGAGCUGCGCACCAUUGGCAGCAUGAUCAAGGCCGACCCCCUCAGUCCCGUCUCCUGGUACUUCCGCAACGCCGUGCUUCCGGGCGCCGGCCUCGGUCUGGAAGGCUACGUGCUCUUCAGCAUCGGCAACCUCGAGCCUCUGUUCAAGUCGGCCUGGCCGUCCUGCUGGGGGAAGCACCCGACGGAAUGCAGCGCCAACUGGGUCGCGUCGGUCACGUACCUGGAGGUCAUCGGUAUCAUGGUCGGCCAGAUGGCUGUGGGCGUCAUCGGAGACUGGAUUGGCCGCCGCUGGGGCUUGAUCCAGGAUGCUGCCAUCAUGUUUGUCGGGUUGCUCAUGAUCACGGCUAGCUGGGGCCUGAAUCUGAACGGCUGGGUCAUCUGCUACGCCUGGUCUCUGUUCUUCUACGGCUUCGGCGUCGGUGGAGAAUACCCGAUCACGGCGACAUCAUCCAUGGAGAACGCUGUCUCGGCCGGGAAGCUCUCGACCCGCGAGGACCGCUUGCACCGUGGCCGGAAGGUCACCAUGGCCUUCCUGAUGCAGGGCUGGGGCCAGCUCAUCAACCAGGCCAUUCUCAUCCUCCUGCUGUUGAUCCUCCACCACGGCGACGGGGACCCUCCGUACGGCCAGACAACCGUGCAGUGGAUCUGGCGCUUGUCGUUCGCCAUCCCCGCCAUCGGGACCCUCUGGCUCGUCUAUUACCGCGCCUACAAGAUGCCGCACGCCAGCCGCCAGCUCGCCGCGGCCAAGAAGAAGAACAACGUCACGGGCUAUGACGUGGACUCCCUCCGCCUGGCCUGCACCUUCUUCGGAGGCCGCCUUCUGGCCACGGCCGGCACCUGGUUCUGCAACGACGUCUUCUUCUACGGCAACAAGCUCUUCCAGGCGCAGUUCAUCGCCGUCAUCAGUAACAACCCGUCCUCGGUCAUGACCGGCUGGAUCUGGAACCUGUACAACGUCAUCAUCUCGCUUGCCGGCUACUAUCUCGCCUCGCUGCUGAUCGACAACAAGUUCUACGGCCGCAAGAUGAUGCAGCAGGUCGGCUUCCUGAUGUGCUUCAUCAUGUUCGUCGUGCCGGCCUUCAACUACGAAUACUACACGUCGCCCGCCGGCAUCAAGGCCUUCCAGGCCAUGUACUUCCUCUCGAGCUUCUUCAACCAGUUCGGCCCCAACAGCGUGACCUUCCUGGUCGCCGGCGAGGUGUUCCCGACCCCGAUCCGGGCCUCGGCGCACGGCUUCUCGGCCUGCAUCGGCAAGUCGGGCGCCCUGCUGGCGUCGGUGCUGUACAACUUCAUCGACACGCAGACCAAGUUCUACGUCGUGCCCUGGUUCGGCCUCGCUGGCAUGCUGCUGACGUGGCUCUUCCUGCCGGACACGACGGGCCUGGACCUCAAGGAACAGGAGCGCCGCUGGACCUACAUCCGUGCGGGGCGCGGCAGCGAGUACCACGGCAUCGCCAUCCACCCGAAGCACCUCUCGCUGUGGGAGCGCAUCACGGGCGUCGGCAAGAACUACGACCCGGAGCUCGACAUCAAGCUCAAGAUCGAGGACAUGCGCGAGGAGUGGGCCGGCAAGGAGCGCCUCCGCCGCCAGAACGAGGUCUGCGGCGAGGCCCUGGGCCCCGAGGGCAUCGACGAUGAGGAGUGGAACGACCGGGUUACCGAGUACUUCCGCAACACGACCGACGUCGGCCUGCUGGUGCCGAAUAGUAACGGCAGCGGCAGCGGGAGCGGGAGCACAAGUCCCAGCACCACCACCGCAGGAAAGGGGGAUCACGAGGAGAAAAAGAAGACGACGACGAGCGCGCCUGGUGCGUCGCGACUGGAUGAAAAGUCUGGGGGGUCGUUGGAUAUCUCGCGAAGUUAA